This is a messenger RNA of Fonsecaea nubica, 2247 nucleotides long. RefSeq lists its product as hypothetical. The transcript has a single exon. Gene Ontology annotation, molecular function: 1-alkyl-2-acetylglycerophosphocholine esterase activity. Lineage: Eukaryota; Fungi; Ascomycota; Eurotiomycetes; Chaetothyriales; Herpotrichiellaceae. The record is from RefSeq and is a predicted model, not a curated record. Bases 1 to 2247 code for a protein of 748 amino acids.
AUGAUUCAACAACUGAGCCCAGUCCCAGCUCUUCCCAAACCCUUUGGCCCACACAAAGUUGGCACCACAGAAUGGGAGAUUCCUGUCUCUGAGAUCCCGUCGCCAUCGCCAACUCCAGAGCCUCAAAUCACCACCAUAAAAUUUCGACUGUUUUAUCCUACAACGCCAAAGGCAAAGUCGAAGACUUCUGUUCCCUGGCUCCCAACACCACAAAGAGAAUGGAACCAGGCUUAUGCAUCUUUCCUGGGCGCGAGUCCCCGUGUCUCAUCCCUGAUCUCUCUCAUACCUUUCCUGAUCAAUAUGACCAAUAUCCCAGCGGUAGCUGAUGCGCCUCUGUUGCAGAAGGACACGUCGUCCAAGUAUCCCUUGGUGGUCUUUUCGCAUGGGCUAGGAGGAAAUUUCAAUGCCUAUAGCGCAGUAUGCGCAGCGCUGGCCAGUUUUGGGAUCGUGUGCGCAGCCCCCGAGCAUCGCGAUGGCAGCGCCCCUAUUUCACCCAUACGCUCAGCUGACGGCCGCAAAUCCACCGCAAUCCCAUAUCAAAGGCACCCUCAUGCUCCCACCACCAAGGUUCUUAACGCUCGCAAUGCUCAGCUGAGGAUACGGUUGUGGGAGUUGGAGCACUUAUUCACCGUCUUGAGAAGUUUUAAUGAAGGCAAGACUUUCUCCAACUACGCUGCAGUGCGGAGCAAAUCGAAGUCAAGCUUGUCGUUGAAAGACGCUCUGGACCUACGACCUGGCCACGUAACAUGGGCAGGCCACUCCUUUGGUGCCUGUACCAUGGUCCAAUUCGUGAAAUCAGUUUAUUAUCACGAAUUCCUACCCUCACUCAAAGGUACCGAGUUCGAAAAUGACCUGGACUGGCGUCCUCUCUACAAGCCCGCGGAUAAUAGCGAGCUGGUUAGGCAGAUCACGCCAGACUCACCCCUCACUUUGCUCGACCUAUGGGCCAUGCCUCUGCGCGCCGGUCUGACAAAAUGGCUCUGGGAAAAGCCUCUGCCAUGUUACCACCGCAGAUCGGUCGACGGCGAACGUCAUCCGCCUACUAAUGUCGUGGCCAUCAUCUCUUCCGAAUUCUACAAGUGGCCUGAGUUGCUGAACCGAAUGAAGGCCGCACUGUCUGCGAGUCCCGCCGAGGCCAUGUACACCCUUGAGAAACGAGAAGCUGCUCGGUCUGCCAAGCCUCAGCAGCAGUCGGAAUCGCAGCUGCUGGCAACGCCUGGGGACAAGCUUGCGCCUGAUGUGCGUGAGACCGAGGUCACUUCACGUCGAGGUUUCGAGGUCAAUCGGGCUGCAGAUCUAGAUUCGGAUGACGGGGAUGAGCUCUUUGUGACACCUUUUGCUACACCUGGGGACGAAUUUUCGCUCGACAGGAUCAUGACAAACAGAGGUAGCGGGGUGGGAUCAUGGAGAGGAGGAGGGUCGGAGGCCCAAGACGUUGACCUAGACGUGGAAAGAGAUAUCAAUGAACAAUCAUUGAGAGAGGCGAUCAGGGUGCCACUGCCGGAUUCAGAACCAGAAGACGAAGACGAAGAUGUCCCUGGGAGCAUCGAGCUGGAUUACUCUCAAUUGGACCAAGAGGCAGAGGCAGACUCAGACAGCACCUCUCCCUCCAGGUCGUCUACCUCUAGCAAACCCACUCCUUCUUCAGCCUCGCCGUCAGAUUCCGUGUCCUCGCUAUCAACGCCCGCCUCAUCAAUCCAGUUAAGCCGCACCUCUUCCCCCUCCCCCACUUGCGAAAGUGUUUCUAGCACAACCUCAGCCUCUGACAGCGAGGUCAAGGCCUCAGCUAGCUCCCCCAGCGCAGCUGAAGAAGAGAUCGACAAGUUCGACCUCUCCUUCUCCCCCUUCUCCCUGCUGCCACUGGAUCUCCCAAAAUUGUCCGUCGUUCCGAACCCCAAUACGCCUUCUCCCUCAGAUCCACACCUCUACCUAAUUCCCAACACCGCCCACUUGUCACAGUCUGAUUUCGGCGUGCUCUUCCCCAACCUGACGAGGUAUCUCAUGAACGCCGAAUCGCCCGUUGAGACAAUCAGACUGAACGUCCGGGCGAUGUUGGCCGUCAUGAGAAACAUGGGUCUAGACGUUGAGGCGUACCGCGACUACUGUGUUCGCGAGAAGAAAAAGACCCAAGCCCACGCUCGGCGAGGAACAAACGACAAUUCCGACUUCGAUGAGAUCUCCGGAGUGGAUCCGAUUCUCACGGAGCGGUGCAACGAGGAGAGAUUCCUGAGGGUCGAUAUAUAUUGA